CGAAGCUUUCCUCGUUUUCACCUACUUCAUCCUCAUCAUCGGUCGUUGAUGGAGCUGCCAUCAUAGAGGGAAAAUACCUCAUUCUGUCACUCCGCUCCCUGCGACCCUUGAUUCGCGACACUUCACCCCCACCCACCUGCGCCAUCUCUCAUCUUGGAGGAAUGUUCGCCAGAUCCCUCUCGACUUGCUUGACCUGUUCCUGAUCGUAUACGCUUUGAGAAUGACGAGUAUCAUGCUGAAAUACCUGUCCCAAGCAUUUAAAAGCUUCAGUGUCCCGUCAUGACGAAAGGCUGCUAUACCUGUCGUCGCCGCCGGGUCAUCUGCGACAAUGGCCUCCCAUCAUGUCGAAAAUGUCGGGAUGCGGGGAAGGAAUGUCUGGGAUACCAGAAGCCUCUUGUGUGGGUGAAAGGUGGCUUGGCCAGUCGGGGCAAGAUGAUGGGUCUCAGUUUUGACCAGAGUAUGAAGGAUUCGACCGACUUCAAGGAAAAGCAUUCUUCCAUGGUUGGGCCGUUGCGUGCCGUCGAUGCUCCCGACCAAGAUGGACAUGAUUCACAGCGAAACAACCAGACGGAGAUGAUGCCUUCGCAGAAGCCAACAACUCUCGUGGCAUACAAUUCUCCGCCUCGGAUCCUCGUGGACCCCCUAUUCCAGGACUUGAAUCCACUGAUACGGUUCUACGUCGUUCAUUUCAAUCAGAAUGUAGCAAAUAAUCUGAUCUUGUACACCGACGUGCAAAAUCCGUUUCUCGAACUCACCCCCCUGAUCGGUGGAUCGCCUGGCCUCGCCUAUGCUCUCACAGCCACCGGAGCUUUGCACUACACAAUCAUGGCCCACGAUGACGUCUCACUCAUGCCGUGGUCGGCGGAUGGUACCAAUUUGACGGGGUCCUGGCUGUCCGUGCAAGAGGUCGAAGAUGCUGCGAUGAGCUCCAUGGCGCGGCGCCCAUCGUCCAAGGCGUACGAGCAGUUUCUCGGGCUCAAACAACGCGCGCUGCAACAAUUGUCGCGUGAUAUUGAAGACCCGGUCCUGCGCAACGACACCCGGACUUUAAUCACGAUCGUGGUCCUCGCCUUGAUGGACGCCAUCGAAUCGGGAGGUGGAGCGUGGAAAUACCAUCUGGAAGGCGCAAAAAAACUGCUACAGACGCGGCAACAAGACAAUAAUCGGAACCAGACACAGGGAAUCAUCGAAUGGCUAGACACAUCCGCCAUUGACGGAUGCCUCAUCAUCCAACUCAUGGGGUCUACACUCGCGCGACCAGGCUCCCUCUCAAAGCCAUUCUACUCAACGACCGACAUGUCAGCGGCAGUUUUGAAACGUCUGGAAGAAACAACCUGGGUAGGAUGUCCCGCCUACCUACUAGAGGUCAUCUUCAUCGUCCACGCAUGGUGCUCCGAACCGAACGCCGGCCCCACCUCUCGCCCCAAGAUGAUCUUUCCGUCAGCCUUCCUGGCCAAGAAUGCGGAUCCGCUCGAGUCACCCCGGGCCUUCCUCCACCACAUCCAAGCCUUCGACCCAGCCGCCUGGGCGGAAACAAUGCAAAGCUACGUCUUCCUCCCAGACCUGACCAUGCGCAUCGCCCUAGCAACCAUCUACCGCGCCGCGGUCUACCUCUACGCAAGCCGCGUGCUCUGCCGGUCUCGCGACGGACCCAUGCUCUCCCUCGCCAGCGGACUAGGAAUCCCAGACGACCACAGCGACGUCGCCAACCUUCUCAUCCGACAGAUCAUGCUGAUCCCCGUCGCAGACCCCCACUUCAAAUGCCUCAUCUGGCCCACAUUCAUCGCAGGCGCCGAGUGUCGCGAUCCGUCGCUGCGGCCGCCCCUCAUGGAGAAGCUUAGCGCCCUGUACUACGACAUCACGAGCAUCAAUGUCCGCAAUGCGGCGUGGGUGUUGACCCUGAUGUGGCGGAAACGAGAUCAAAGACGCAUGGAGAAGGCCAGUUGUCGUUGGGAGACUUCUCUCAGCGCUUCUUCUUCUUCUUUUACUUUUACUUCUCAUCCGCCUCACGACAUAAAUGACGAUAACGACGACGAUGACGACUUCGAUUGGAUCCAGGAGCUGGACGAGUCGCGCAUAGAUUGGUUAUUCAUAUGAUUACCAAGCCUGGAAUGCGUCCUACGUCUCUCUGGUUAUGCAGUACGUAGUAGUAUACAUUAAUCAUGUACAUAGUCAUCUAUACCCCUGCGGACAGCACGCCAGUCAUAUUACUUGCCUGAUACCUACAUAUAAAAUGUG
This is a messenger RNA of Aspergillus campestris IBT 28561, 2238 nucleotides long. RefSeq names its product Zn(II)2Cys6 transcription factor. The coding region runs from base 280 to 2097 and encodes 605 amino acids. Gene Ontology annotation, molecular function: DNA-binding transcription factor activity, RNA polymerase II-specific; zinc ion binding. NCBI's taxonomy places the organism in Eukaryota, Fungi, Ascomycota, Eurotiomycetes, Eurotiales, Aspergillaceae. Gene Ontology annotation, biological process: regulation of DNA-templated transcription. The transcript has 3 exons. The record is from RefSeq and is a predicted model, not a curated record.